GAAGAAUUGAGGGUCAUGUUGUCAAAAGCAGUUGACAAAGAAAUUAUGGAAACCAUAAUAGAAGGAUAUAAAGGGGUACGUACUAGAGGGAUAAACAAAGUAAAAAGAGAAAAACUAGAUAUACUUUCUAAAAUGAUCAAACUAGAAAGAGAAUAUAACUGUUUUAUGGCUAGAGAAAAUGUAGAUAAAAAGGAUUUAGAAGAAUGUGGAUUUGAUUGUGAUUUAGCUGCGAAAUUAAGAAACGACAUUUUAAAAGAUUCUUUAUGUCCUAAUUCACUACGAGAUUUUGCUAAAAUUAGACAAGAAAUAAAUCAAGUAUUAGAAGAAGAAUUAAAAUUGAGGGAGAGUGAAAGCGCAACCCCAGGUGGAGACAGAUAUGAUAAUAAAUGUGAUGAUACAUGUGAUGAUAAAUAUGAUGAUAAAUGUGAUGAUAAAAAAGAUAGCUAUGAUGUAACAUAUUAUAACACACAUGAUGACAAUUAUUUAUAUGAAAAAAAUAAUCAAGCAUAUGAUAUAAACAAAAUAAAUAAUUAUCUAUACAAUAAUUCACAUACUUAUAUGACAAAAGAAAAUGUUAUCAAACAAAAUAAAGAAAUUUCAAGAAAUCAACAUAUAUCUAAGGAUGCGCAAAUAAACAACAUAGGCGAAUAUCUUAUUAGUAAUACAAAUAAAGGGAAUGAAACAUUAAAUGAAACUAUAAAUAAGGAUAACAAAAAAGAAAAAAUUAUUAAAGAAAAUAAUAAUAAUAAUAAUAGUAAUAAUAAUAGUAAUAAUAAUAAGAAGAAGAAUAACUUAGAACAUGACCAUAAUAAAAAUAAACAUUACAAGAAAAAUUCAAAUAUGAUUAAUAUACAAAACAAUUAUAACAAUGUUAAAGAGGAGAACAAAAAUAUUUUAAAUACAAAUAAUAAUAUAAAAUAUAAUAAGGAAGAAAAUAAAAAUGGAGAAUUUACAAAUCUUUAUAAUAUUGUUAAAAAAGAAUUCGAAAUAAGUGAUAAUUAUAAUGAAGAAAAAUGUAUUCAAAAUAAUCACAAUAAAAAUAUUUAUUUAAAUAAUAAUUAUAUGAAAAUAUUAAAAAAUGAAGAAGCCAAUAAAUAUAUAUCUUCUUUAAAAAAAGAUGUUAAUUCAUUAAACGUUAUCAUAUUAAAUAAUAAUAAACAUUCAAAUGAAAAAAAUAGUAGAAAUAUUAAUGGAAAUGUUAAUGGAAAUGUUAAUGGAAAUAUUAAUGGAAAUGUUAAUCGAAAUAUUAAUGGAAAUGUUAAUCGAAAUAUGGAAAAUUAUGGAUAUGAAAAAACAAAAAAUUAUAAUAAAAAACAUGCAUAUAAUAUUAUUAAUGAAAAAAACAACCUGAACAAUUCAGGUAAUUCUGAACAGAAAAUUAUAUAUACAAAAAAUAAAAAUAUGAUUAAAAAUUCAAAGUAUGAUAAUAUUACCGAAAGAAUGAUUGAUAAGGAUGGUGAUGUUUAUAUGUUGUAUGGAAGAUUAAACAAUGAAAAUCCAGAUAACGGAAUAAUUUAUUCUGAAGUAAAAUUAGAGAAUAAAAAUACGCGUUAUGUUGAUAAAAAUAUAUAUAAUGUAAAAAAUGGGGAUAAAUUUUAUGAUAUAUAUAGGAGAAAUAAUGACAAUGAUAGUAGUAAAAACAAUAAUAAUAAUAAUAAUAAUAGAAAUGAAAAUGAGGAAAUAUAUCAUAAUAAUAAGAUUUAUAAUAUAUCGAAUGAUCACGUCAUUUAUGAUAACAAGCAAUUCUAUUAUACAAAAGACAAUUUGAAUUAUACAAAUAAAAAAACACCAUUAAUAAAUUCACAAAAUAAUAUUGUGAAUGUGCAUAAUAUGGGGAAAGAUUAUAAUAAUAACAAAAAGGAUUAUGUUAACAAACCUUUAUUAAAUAAAAUAUUUGAAAAGUUUUAUAUUCAUUAA
Messenger RNA from Plasmodium reichenowi, 1917 nucleotides. RefSeq lists its product as hypothetical. The annotation marks the transcript as partial. The record is from RefSeq and is a predicted model, not a curated record. The transcript has a single exon. Lineage: Eukaryota; Apicomplexa; Aconoidasida; Haemosporida; Plasmodiidae.